AGCAGAAAAAUUCAACAUAUUCAGAACAGGACAAUCGUACCCUUCCUUCGUGUAACGUGUUUCAGAUUUUGUAAUUUUCUAACUUAAAAGGAAGACUGAUCAUUUUGGUGCAUUAUCGGCAAAGGUGGAAAACCGCGUUGUUCCAUAACCAUCCCUGUAGUUCCGCGCUGACGUCACAGCAGCGCCCUUCUUGUGCUGCUCCUUCCUGACUGCAAAAUUCUAGAAAAGGUCCAAUUACUGAUUUUCGUGUUAGUUCUGGCGCAUAAUUUCCGUUUUUACUCGCAAGAAGUUCGCGAGAUGAUCGUUGAACUGGGAUUUCUGGGUCGACCUGUCAACAGCCGUAAAUCCUUUGCAGAUUGACAUUGUUAACUGAUUUUGGUAACUUGCGUUUAACAGAUUAACUUGGUCGUGGAUGGAAUGGCUCUGGUGUGUGCAGUGUGCUGUCCUCUCCGAGCUCCUAUGGCUCGCAAUGGCCCCGCGUGGUUGUCCUUGAUACGCUGCGCAUCAUCCGAACGGCCUCCAUCGGAGAAUCUCUUCGAUAAAAACACCAAAUUCGGCCCGAAAUCUACCUGGUUCAACGAUCCUGCCUUGGAUACUGCGGCUGCAAAGCAAUCCGUGCGACUGCGACCCUCGACGUUGCUAUACGCUGGGAAAAGUCGGGAUGGAAAAAGCCACAUCUUGAGAUCGGCACAGUAUCUGCAUAGAGAAUUACCAGUGCGGUUAGCUCAUCGCGUGGCUGGUUUCCGCUCACUACCUUUUAUCGUCGGAUGCAAUCCGCACAUUGCCGAAGUGCACGAGCUGUACAUUCGGGCGUUCCAUAUCCUAAACAGUUUUCCUCCGAUUGAGACUUUUGAAGCGGAAAAGAAGUACAGCAAUAUCAUUCGGGAACUGUUACAUGAAUUUCGCGAUGUUGUGACCACAUUGGCGGAAGGAUUUAAGGAUUCUCGACAAUACAUGUCGAAAGAAACCCUGAAGGCAUUUUUGGAUCGAACAUUAACUUCGCGUCUAGGAAUCCGUUUACUAGCCGAACAUCACUUGGCGUUACAUGAGGACAAACCGAAUUUUAUCGGUGUUAUUUGCGUCAACAUGAAUUUACAUCGAACAGUAGAAAAGUGGGCGGAAUAUACUAGAGAGUUGUGCUUGAAUAAAUUCGGCAAGACACCUCAGGUGAAAAUCAGCGGACACGUGUCCGCAUCGUUUCCAUAUGUCUCUGCCCCUUUGGAUUAUAUCCUUCCGGAAUUGUUUAAAAAUGCUAUGAGAGCAACCGUGGAGAAUCACCAGGACGUCGAUGUGGACACUCUCCCCAGUGUCCAUGUUAUGCUGGCCAACAACGACGUAGAUUUUGUUAUCCGCAUUUCCGAUCGCGGUGCCGGUAUACCGCAUCGGCACUUGCCAUAUAUCUUUGAUUAUCACUAUACCACCGCGUCGUUGUUCUAUUCGGAUACGACCGGCGAUCGGGAACCGGGAUUCAUGGAUGAUUUCAUUUCCAUGGCCAACCCCGGUGUGACGCGAGGACCCAUGCACGGAUUCGGUUUUGGUCUGCCAACAUCCUCGGCAUAUGCGGAUUACCUGGGCGGAUCGUUAAAAAUCGAGUCAAUGCAAGGUCUGGGAACGGAUGUUUAUCUGAGGCUGCGCCAUCUCGAUGAUAGCAAAGACAGUUUUCGCAUAUAAUCGAAACUGUAGACCGGAUGGCUUAGGCGUUAAAUACAGAAUUAUAUUCGCAUACUGGAUCAGAAAUGGGAAUUAGCCAAUCCUCAACCGUAAUGCUCAAAAAGAGAUAUUUCUGUCCACAUAGGUGGCCUUUAUUCUGUUACUGUUUAGUCGUUGUGAUCCGUGAUUAACCUGUUUCUCUGGUCGUUUUGCUGCUGUGUGCUGCUUUUCAUUGAUGGAAUCUCCUCGUUUUGGGAAUCUCCGAUUAACGCAGCUCCUUUAAGUUUUAGGUUUGCAUGUAGAGUUUAUAUGUGUAACAGAGUAUGUGAUCUGUAUGAGAGAUUAUUUGCUAUUUGUGUCUUAUGGAAUGCUGUACUUUACGUGGAGGCAAAAAUGUUCAUAAUUCAGAUAUUACUGUAUUAAAGAACGGAUAUGUACUAAAUGUUCCUU
Paramacrobiotus metropolitanus is the source of this 2100-nucleotide messenger RNA. Its product is annotated as 3-methyl-2-oxobutanoate dehydrogenase [lipoamide] kinase, mitochondrial-like. The transcript has 9 exons. The record is from RefSeq and is a predicted model, not a curated record. Gene Ontology annotation, cellular component: mitochondrion. Gene Ontology annotation, biological process: protein phosphorylation; regulation of glucose metabolic process. Gene Ontology annotation, molecular function: pyruvate dehydrogenase (acetyl-transferring) kinase activity. Bases 418 to 1671 code for a protein of 417 amino acids. NCBI's taxonomy places the organism in Eukaryota, Metazoa, Tardigrada, Eutardigrada, Parachela, Macrobiotidae.